UUUGCCUUUGUUUUGAUUCGACAUUUGAAAACAUAACCUCAAUUUUUUUCCUGGGUAUGGUGGUGGGCUUUAUAGACGUCCGCAAUGCACUUCGUGGUUUCUUAAAGCUUAUUAUUCGUCAUAUUGAACAAUAUGAUGCAAAUUUAAUUAUAAAUACGGCAAUUACAAUCGUGGCGUUAAGAACCCAACUAUAAAUGUGAACGAGGAAUAAAUAACCAAGUCACUGGCUAGUACGGUACGACUAUCUGUUACGGCUAUAAUAAUUAACAAGGUUUUUGAACGCUCCCUGCCCCAAACAAGCAAAGGAACUGUCAUUCGAGUUAUUUCAGCGAUAACCUAACUUAUAUGUUAUUAUUUGAAUAAAAGUUCAUAUUAAUCAGAAUUCCUACUUGGAAUUUUCAAGAAUGCCGACUUGGAAUCAAAUUCAGUCUCAACUGAGACACCCCAACAAUCCUGUAGUGUUUUUCGAUAUUACUGUUGGGACAAUGGAAAUAGGGCGAAUGAUUUUUGAGCUAUUUGCCGACGUUGUACCCAAGACAAGUGAAAACUUCAGAGAAUUUUGUACCGGUGAAUACAGAAGGGAUGGUGUUCCUUUAGGGUACAAAGGCGCUACAUUUCACAGAGUCAUCAAAGAUUUCAUGAUACAGGGAGGCGAUUUUGUAAAUGGAGAUGGUACCGGUGUCAUGAGUAUCUAUGGAGGCAGCACAUUUGCAGAUGAAAAUUUUGGCCUAAAACAUGACUCGCCAGGUUUACUGUCCAUGGCCAACAGUGGGAAAGACACUAAUGGCUGCCAAUUCUUCAUUACCUGUGCAAAGUGCAACUUCCUAGACAAUAAGCAUGUAGUGUUUGGACGAGUCAUUGAUGGUUUACUAGUUAUGAGAAAAAUAGAGAAUGUACCCACAGGCCCUAAUAAUAAACCAAAAAUACCAGUCACAAUAUCACAAUGUGGGCAAAUGUAAAUAAAAACAUUUUUAAAAUUCUUAA
This is a messenger RNA of Leguminivora glycinivorella, 984 nucleotides long. Its product is annotated as peptidyl-prolyl cis-trans isomerase H. Bases 405 to 959 code for a protein of 184 amino acids. Gene Ontology annotation, cellular component: intracellular membrane-bounded organelle. Gene Ontology annotation, biological process: protein folding; protein peptidyl-prolyl isomerization. Gene Ontology annotation, molecular function: peptidyl-prolyl cis-trans isomerase activity. NCBI's taxonomy places the organism in Eukaryota, Metazoa, Arthropoda, Insecta, Lepidoptera, Tortricidae. The transcript has 3 exons. The record is from RefSeq and is a predicted model, not a curated record.